Oreochromis aureus is the source of this 4655-nucleotide messenger RNA. RefSeq names its product calcium channel, voltage-dependent, gamma subunit 8a (gene cacng8a). The record is from RefSeq and is a predicted model, not a curated record. The coding region runs from base 445 to 1815 and encodes 456 amino acids. The transcript is spliced from 6 exons. NCBI's taxonomy places the organism in Eukaryota, Metazoa, Chordata, Actinopteri, Cichliformes, Cichlidae. Gene Ontology annotation, molecular function: voltage-gated calcium channel activity; channel regulator activity. Gene Ontology annotation, cellular component: postsynaptic density membrane; AMPA glutamate receptor complex. Gene Ontology annotation, biological process: neurotransmitter receptor transport, postsynaptic endosome to lysosome; regulation of AMPA receptor activity; calcium ion transport.
CGAACGCGCAUCGUUCUGUACGCGUGUUUACAAGGAAACGUUUAAAAGAGCUUUUGCAGAAUAAAGUGUCACAUUAAAGGUAAAAGUAACUAAAGGAGAGCCGAGGAACAGGAGAACAGGACGUUUUUCAAGUAGCUAAGAUGACUGCCAUGACAAUUCAAUGAGAAGAGAGGACGCAAAGUGAAGUAUCCCCUACUUGCUGAAAAGGAGCGACAGAGCGCUCAAGGUAAAAGGAGAAGAGGGGGGAAACGCACGAGAAGAAAAGGCAGAAGAUUUAAAAAGAAACUAUUAGGAAGAAAAGAACUGGCAGAAGAAGAGCCAGGAAAAAGGAAGGGGCGAGAAAGCGGAUAAACGGUGGAUGGAGGCGGCUCGGACCGGGGCUACGGAGAGCUCUUCAGUGACGAAGAAGAAGAACAGCAGCAGCAGCAGCAGGGGGGAGAGGAGAUGGAGGCGAAAGGGAGAAACAUGCCCUCAGACAUCAGUUUCCUUCCCCGCCCAGCCAUGGUGUGGUGUGAGCGAGGGAUCCAGGUGCUGUUGACCACCAUGGGAGCUUUUGCAGCUUUUGCACUGAUGACAGUGGCUAUUGGAACUGACUACUGGCUGUACGCCCGGGCCUUCAUCUGCAACAGCACAGCCAACUCAUCACAGGAGGACUCCAACAAUAAGGACAAGAAAGAUCCUGGGGCGCUCACCCACUCCGGCCUCUGGAGGAUUUGCUGCCUGGAAGGUUUGAAGAGGGGUGUGUGUUCCCAGAUCAAUCAUUUCCCAGACGACGCAGACUAUGACCAAGAUGCUGCAGAGUAUCUGCUGCGUGUGGUGAGAGCUUCCAGCAUCUUCCCCAUCCUCAGUGCCAUAUUGCUUCUUCUGGGUGGAGUGUGUGUUGCUUCCAGCGGAUUCUAUAAAAGCAAAAGGAACAUUAUUCUCGGCGGAGGGAUUCUCUUUGUAGCUGCAGGCCUCAGCAACAUCAUUGGAGUGAUCGUGUACAUCUCAGCAGCACUGAGCGACAUCUCCCCCAAGAAGGAUGAGGAUAAGAAGUGGCAUUAUUCCUACGGGUGGUCAUUCUACUUCGGCGGUCUGUCCUUCAUCCUGGCCGAGAUGGUCGGCGUGCUCGCUGUCAAUAUCUACAUCGAGAAGAACAAGGAGCUCCGUUGCCGCUCUCGCACUGACCUCUUCAAGAGCACAACGCACGCCAUGCUUCGUCUGCCCAGCUACCGUUUCAGACGGCGUUCACGCUCCAGCUCACGCUCCACUGACCCGCCGCGUUCGCAGGAGACCUCGCCCGUUGGAGCUUCCAAGACCUUCAGCUUGCCACCAUCUGCACCACCAUUCUCUGUGGCCACUCUGCCCAACCCCCACCACACCAGCAGCAGUGGGAGCGGAGGAGGUGGUGACAUCUCCAUGUACACCCUCUCAAGGGACUCCAAGCUAGGCAGCCUCGGAGGAGGUGCCCCACCUCUCUACGGCACGGUGGACCGUGCCACGCUCUACCAGCUCCACAACUACUUCCCAAAAGAUUCCAGCGGCAGCGGCAGUGGUGGAGGAGGAGCGGGAGGAGGAGGAGGAGGAGCAGUGAUAAGCAGCAGCACGCUCCCUUCCCACUCCAAGUCCAACUUGGCAGCGGCGGCAGCUGUAGCCCAGAACGCAGCACCGCUGAAUACCUCCACAUCAGCUGCUCCAACCACCCAGCCAGCCCCGAUAUCUACAGCCACCAUGGAGCGGGACAGGGGCAACGUGGGAACCCUGGACCGACUGACAGCUAAAAGGGACCGGGAUAGCAACUCAGAUACACUAAACAGGAAAACGACACCAGUUUAAACUCAGAGAGAGCGGAGAGGAAAAAUAGAGAUGGAAUUUAGAGAGGAAGAGUAGGGCUGUAAAUGUGUGGGUGGCACGUCAACAAUAAGGUUUCUGUCCUUGAGCCUGAGGUAUCUAGCUGCCAUAAAUAUUACUAAUGUUAUAAACAGUCAUCAAACAUCUGAUGCUAAGAGCAAAUUCAUGACAGCUGCCUUAAAAAUUGUCAUGACUUUGAAACCUGUUUUGUUAAUUGCACAGCAGGGGUACAGUCGAGGAUUCGGGAAAUGUUUCUUUUCUCUGUUUUUGAUUUCUGAAUUACUCACUAAAUCAUAGAGAUACAAAACUCCCAGAUGUGUAAUAAAACAGCCUCCCAAUGCAGCAGUUAGGCGCCUUGCCGAGGAGGCAGGGGAGCUCUUUCGUUAUUUAUUUCCCUUAUCUCAGUUUUGUCAGUUUCUGCAAGGACAUCUUUUUAAAUCCUGAAAGAAACCGUAAAGGAAGCUUUGAUGAUAAUAAAUCCCGCUUACAAAUCGCUAAUUUGUACACAUCUUAGAUCGGAUUGUCCUUAAAUCUGCAUUUUCAAGCCUCUUUUCACAAAGCAAGACACAGAGUCCUUGCUUUUUGGUAUUCUAAACUUUGCAACACUUUUUAACAUAAUAAUUAAAUUAUAAAGUUGCCAGAUGGUACAAGUCACAAUUCUUUCUUCCAUUUCUGUUUUAAAAGGAAGAGAGCGUCACAGACGGGUACAUUCUGCCAAGUAACAAGCUGCUCAGUGACAAGUUGACUGCCAAUUGAAGGUCAACAGUAGCUCCUUAACCUCUGGACCCGAGAGAGAGCGACCUCAGCCAUAUCUAACGUAGAUCAGAGGAGGCUGCCGCAUUGUGAGCCUGAUUAUUUUUCAGUGUGUGUCAAAGGUAUUUACAGUGACAGAUGGGCAUUCACCACAGUUCUAAGGAAAGGAACAGCCAUGGACUUAAAGCUUUCGUCUUAACGCCUGCAUUACUCCACUGCCAGUUGUCGCAGUAAGAUACCGCAACAUGACCGUUUGAGCAAGUAACUUAUUUUGACAUCAAGUUUUUGUAGUUUUUGUUUAAACAGAAAGAUUUGCGUUUCCCACAGUGUUGCCCACAAUUCUUAAACCAUUGGAAAACUUUAUAAAAUGUAAAUAAAAAACAGGAAGGAGACAAGGCUAAUCCCAUAAUAGAUAUUUUACUCACACAUAUUAAAUGUUUAAACUGAGAAAAAUCUGUCAUUUCGAAAUUGAUGGAAGCAGCAUGUCUCGAAAAAGCUGGGUCAGUCCCAUGUUUGUCACUGUGUAUCAUCCUCUCUUACAAUAUUAGACGUAGGAAUGCUGUUCUACAUCUAAUAUAGGAUCCUAGUGACUCAACAGUCCUGGGUCUCCUUUGUUGUGAUGUCAUGAUGCAUCAGUUUUUUCUUUUGUUUUCCAGUUGGGGAAAAGCUAGUUCAAGACAUGAACUCCUCUGUGGUUUAGCAUCUGGUUGGAAGCUUAUGUUGCUCUAAAAUCUGCAUUAGUGCCCGUCUUCCUGUACUCCCUUUUUAACUGAGCACUGACAGCAAGCCAGAUGGUUACUUUCCUCUUUAGUCUGGAGGAUGCCAUGUCCUUGUUUUUCCAAAAAGAAAUUUUACAUUUCAAUUUAUCUGACCGCUCAGUUUUCUACUUGGUCCAUUUUAAAUGAGCAUUGGCCAAGAGAAGUUGACAUGAUCUAAGCUUGCUUGACAGAGAUUUAACCUGUGUUUGUGGACGGCACACUGACCUGUGCUCGCCCACAAUGAUUUCUCGAUGUGUUCCUGAGCACAUCCAAGGAUUUUCAUGAUAAAUUCAUGCUUGUUUUUAAAGCAGUGCUCUCCGAGGGCCCAGGGAUCACAGGCAUCCAGUAUUGAUUUUUUGCCUUGUUGUGCACAGAUUUCCCAAGAGUCUCUGAAAGUUUUGAUGAUAUUAUGUACCGCAGACGAUGAGUCAUCAAAGUCUUUGCAGUUUUGUGCUGAGGAACAUUAUUCGGAAAUUGGAACCCUACAUGUCUAAGCUUUUUAUUUUCACUCAGGUUACUGACCUGAUGCGAAUUAACCUAAUUAGUUUCUCUACCUGUUUUCUUUUUUUUAAUAACACUCAAUUUUCCAGGUAUUUGUUGCUCCCAUUCCAGUUUUUUUGAGACAAGUUGUUGCCACCAAAUUCCAAAUCUAUUUUCCAGGAAAUGGUAAAAUGUCACUUUUUAACAGUUGUUAUAUUUUCUGUGUUCUAUGAAUAAGAAAUGGUUUUAUGAGAUUUGGGUAUCACUAUAUUCCAUUUUUACUUACAUUUUACACAAUGCAUAUUUAGCACAUCUCUUUUGUCCAAUUUCUUAUUUGGAAAGUUAAUUUGCACAGACAGCGCUUCCCUUCUUCAUGCUUCCCCACCAGCAGGCUCAGUAUAUCAUUCAGCUGCCUCUCCAGAGAACCUCUCAUUGUUACAUUGUUACAAUCUUAGAUUGACAUUAGUCUGCUCUGGAGACCAACGGAGAAAAUGCUGGAGAGACACCAUAAUACAAUGGACUUUAAUUUAUUUGCCAUAAUUGCCAGUUAAUAAGGGAACAGCCAAAAAUAACUUUACUUCUGAAAAUAAGGCAACAAUGAGGAAGUGAUAACCAUGGUUAAUGUUAGAACAUAAUCACCAUCACUCACUCACGUCCAUCUUCCUGCUCAUGAUUCAUGGUCAUUUUGUCAUCUGGCAGUGGAAACAUUGUUGGAUGCCAUUUGAAAUUUGAAAGCGCUCAUAGACCUGGAUGUUUAUGCACUUUAUGUGUGUUUUUAUUUGAGUAAAACUGAUUUCAGGGCAGCACGGUGGCACGGUGGUUAGCACUGUUGCC